CCCCUUUCUCUAGUGAUGUUUACUAAUGGAAGCGUCCAAGCCACCCCCCCUUCCAAUCCUUACCGCUAUGCGCGGCUACGAGCGCCGGGGACUGAGGCUCGGGAGUGACUGAGCGCCUGGCUGCGGGGGUUCUCUGCUGUGCUGCCCGAUCUUCUGCUGUGUCCCGCGCAGGAUAUGUGCUGAGUGUUCCGGGCACCGCUCUCCGAUACUUCCCAGAUUUCUUCACGCACCGUUAAAUUCCAAUGGAUCAUAUUCAGGGAGCAUGGAUGAAGAUCAGCAAUGGAUUUGGUUUGAAGGACUCGGUGUUUGAGGGAUCUAGCUGCAUGUCACCUACCAUUAUGCAACAGUUCGCAUACCGGCGGCGAGCGUCUGAUGACGGAAAGCUUGGUGACCCCUCGAAGGCGAGCAGUACUAUCAGAGUCUACCUUCCCAAUAAGCAGAGAACUGUUGUUAACGUACGGAGUGGCAUGAGUUUACAUGAUUGUCUUAUGAAAGCUUUGAAGGUGCGAGGCCUCCAGCCAGAAUGCUGUGCUGUUUUCCGUCUUCUGCAAGAUACUAAAGGAAAACAGCGGCUGGACUGGAGCACAGACGCCAUGUCAUUAAUAGGGGCAGAGCUGCAAGUGGAUUUCUUGGAUCAUGUCCCACUCACAACCCAUAAUUUUGUACGAAAGACUUUCUUAAAGUUGGCCUUCUGUGACAUCUGCCAGAAGUUUCUACUGAAUGGUUUUCGGUGUCAGACGUGUGGGUACAAGUUUCACGAGCACUGCAGUACCAAGGUCCCGAUCAUGUGUGUGGACUGGAGCAAUAUCCGACAGUUACUAUUGUUUCCAAACCCAAAUAAUUCAGAUGGCAGCACGCCUUCAAUGCCCUCAAUGCGGCGUAUGCGAGAAUCAGUCCGUGGCUCAGCAAGCUCCCAGCACAGAUAUUCUACACCUCAUGCCUUCAACUUCUCAACUCCAAAUCCGUCUUCAGAGUGUUCACUUUCUCAGAUACAGAGGUCCACGUCCACGCCCAAUGUCCACAUGGUCAGCACAACAAUGCCUGUGGACAGCAGAAUAAUAGAGAAUAACUGGCUUAAUACUUCUCCGAGGUCCACAUCGCAACGUUUUUGUUUGUGGGGCAGAGAUGCUGUAAGGACCCAUAGUGAAUCAGGUAGUCCGAAUAACUUGAGUCCUACAGGAUGGUCCCAGUCCAAAACUCCAGCUCCAACGCACAGAGAGAAAUCUGCAGUGUCCAGCAGCCAGGAGAAAAAUAAAAUACGCUCCCGUGGGCAAAGAGAUUCCAGUUACUACUGGGAAAUAGAAGCAAGCGAGGUAAUGCUGUCUUCCAGAAUAGGAUCGGGAUCUUUUGGAACAGUAUAUAAAGGCAAAUGGCAUGGUGAUGUGGCAGUAAAAAUUCUCAAAGUUACAGAUCCAACUCCAGAACAGUUGCAGGCCUUUAGAAAUGAAGUUGCUGUUCUCAGAAAAACACGGCAUGUGAAUAUUCUGCUUUUCAUGGGCUACAUGACAAAGGAUAACUUGGCUAUUGUCACACAGUGGUGCGAGGGAAGCAGUCUCUACAAACAUCUGCAUGUACAGGAGACCAAAUUCCAGAUGUUCCAGCUCAUAGACAUUGCCCGACAGACAGCACAAGGCAUGGACUAUUUACAUGCAAAGAACAUUAUCCACAGAGACAUGAAGUCAAACAACAUAUUUCUGCAUGAAGGGUUAACGGUGAAAAUCGGAGAUUUCGGACUGGCCACAGUCAAGUCUCGAUGGACCGGUUCCCAGCAGGUGGAGCAGCCGACUGGAUCAAUCCUGUGGAUGUCUCCAGAGGUGAUUCGAAUGGAAGAUAAUAAUCCGUUCAGUUUCCAGUCCGAUGUUUAUGCUUACGGUAUCGUCCUGUACGAACUGAUGACGGGAGAACUGCCGUAUUCUCACAUCAGGGACAGAGACCAGGCAAGGGUCCAAUGGGAAGAGGAUCUUGGAACAUUGUCCCAGGAACAAUGGACAGAUAUUCUGGCCCUUACUCCUUCUUUGACGAUCAUCUUCCUUGUUGGCCGGGGAUGUUUAGUGCCAGAUCUUAGUAAGUUGUACAAGAAUUGUCCCAAAGCAAUGAAGAGGCUGGUAGCAGACUGUGUGCAGAAAGUCAAGGAAGAUAGACCCCUGUUUCCUCAAAUCCUCUCCUCCAUUGAGCUGUUACAACACUCUCUCCCCAAAAUCAACCGAAGUGCUUCAGAGCCCUCUCUGCACCGAGCGACCCACACAGAAGACAUUAAUUCCUGUACAUUGACGUCCCCGCGGUUGCCUGUUUUUUGAAGAGACUGUCUGCACAGGUCGCUUGCGCGGGGUCUUCUUACGAUUUUAUUUUUAUUUUUUAAUAAGCUGAAAACGCUUUGUCUCCUCACGUUCAUUUUGAUAUCAUGAAGAAAAUGCUGCUAUUAUCGCAUUUCUGGAGCAGUCGUUGUGGAUAUGAUGGCAAAUGAAGUGGAGGAUAAAGUACUAUUUCCCAUUUGUACACCAUGCACCUCUUGAGCCACAAACUCGCCGUCUCUGGCCUCUAAUGAAUUUGUUACAGGACGUUAUGUGUUACAUAGGUGCCAAGGUCUCAUUGAUGCGCCUGGAACGGUCAACAUUGAAAAAGAAAAAUUGAAUGGGGAAAAAAAACAACUAAAACAGAAGGAGAUUCCUUAAUAUGGACUACUUUGCACAGUUCUGGAAAUGAGGGAGAAAACAGAUUGAACUUUCCCAUGAGUAGACUGCUAAUACCCGACACAGCAUUACCUGCUUCACUCUGGUACUCGGUUUUGUAAUGUAGUGAAUGCUCUGCAGCAGGAUGACAUAUUACAGUAAGGGUCUGUCUGCAGAGCAUCACCAGUGUGCGUAUAUACGAUUUGUGUGUUUAUAUGCACAUGUUGGAAUCUGCACUAGAUAUGGGAAUCAGUGUGUACACAGUCUUUUUAUUUUGGGUUUUAAUUUGUCUCUGUUCUCUUAUUGCAUUUAUUUUAAACUACAGCUGUCCUGAUUACCCAGUUUUAAUAAAUUAAAUGUGUUUCACA
This is a messenger RNA of Bufo gargarizans (Asiatic toad), 3037 nucleotides long. RefSeq names its product Raf-1 proto-oncogene, serine/threonine kinase (gene RAF1). Gene Ontology annotation, molecular function: protein kinase activity; ATP binding. Bases 243 to 2297 code for a protein of 684 amino acids. The record is from RefSeq and is a predicted model, not a curated record. Gene Ontology annotation, cellular component: cytosol; mitochondrion; plasma membrane. Gene Ontology annotation, biological process: protein phosphorylation; signal transduction. NCBI's taxonomy places the organism in Eukaryota, Metazoa, Chordata, Amphibia, Anura, Bufonidae. The transcript is spliced from 19 exons.